CUGCAUCUUCCUGGUGACCUGGUGGCUCGUUUGGACCUUGAGACCCUGGACGGACUCACUGAGAGAUCACGUCAUGAGCACCAAACCUGGCAUGUCAUUCAGGACACCAGUGGUCGGCCAUGUUUGUGGAGGGCGUGACCCCGGCCUACCAGGGCUGGGAUAUCCCCACGUCAAGGUGUCUAUGAAUGAUAUGCCUGUUUUGCUCUCACGCAGGCCUUAUCUACACCCCCCCGACGUGGUUGCCUGGCAACCAGGCGGGUCGCGGGGUAUGGCGCUCUCUGGAGUUGACGUAGUUUUCACGAUGGGUGUUCCCGCACCCUGGGAUCGGGUCUCGUCACCGUUUGCUGGCUUUUGGCUCACUUUCUUCAGCGUGCUCGUCCACGCCGACAACUCCAGGCGACCAGGUGGGAGUACCUGCGUGCAGGGAAUGUACAAAAGUCGCUGAGAGUGUCAACUCGGAACGCACCCAUGGAAAAUACAUUCAGUUUCCACGAGCAGGCCUCGGACUCGUCAUAUGAAGACAACGAUGCAGCCCUCCCCUCGCCACUGACAAUGACUCCAGCAGACCUCCGUGAUGUAGAGAUCGGGAGGAAACGUGACAAUAACGAUGAAGCACCUGUACGUACGUACAACAUCCCCAAAGAUUCUGAGGCCUUCCUCAACCUCAACACCAAUGCCACCACCAGAGGAGACGCUCAGGCGUACGUGGAGCUCAACGAGCUGCAGGGUAACACCUGGCAGGAGACGGGCCGCUGGGUGGGCUACGAGGAGAACUUCAACCCCGCCACAGGGAAGUGGAGUCCUUCUCACGUGCCCUACCUCACGUUCAAGAGUCUCAUCCAGCUACGCAAGACCAUGAGCACAGGUGCCGUCAUCUUCGACCUGAACGCCAGGAGUCUGUCCGCCGUGGCCGAGAAGGUGGCCGACGAGCUCCUCAGCAAGAACGAGAUCCGAGCCAGCGAUCGAGACGCUGUGCUCAGAGCUCUCCUCAUGAGACGCAGCCAAAUCGAGGGGCCGGUGGUCACCCCUUCAGGAGACAUCCAGAUGCAGACUUUUUCAGUUCCUCAGAAGAGAGACACCUCUGACAACAUGGAGGCGUCCAUCGUGCUCUCAGGUGUCCUUGAUCUCCUGGAGAAGCCGGUGGUGGCUUUCGUCCGACUGAGAGACUCCGUGGUGAUGGAGUCCACCCUGGAGUGUCCCGUUCCCGUCCGCUUCGUUUUUGUCCUGUUGGGUCCCAGCCAGAGCGAAGUGGACUACAGUGAGAGCGGGCGCGCCAUGGGGGCUCUCAUGGCCGACUGGGUGUUCUGCUUGGAGGCGUUCCUGGCCGAGAACGACAAAGACCUGACCAACGCCAUAGCGGACUUCAUGGACUGCAGCAUUGUCAUCCCCCCCACUGAGAUCCAGGACCAGGGAAUGCUUGAGCCCAUCAUCAAGUUCCAGAAAGGGAUGCUGCAGGAGAGGCUCCGCCCCAACGACACCCGUCUCGCCUUUGGGGACAGGAUCAAAGUCGAGAAAGCUGCGGAGCCCCCGAAAGAAGACCCCCUGGCUCGUACCGGAGUCCCCUUCGGUGGGAUGGUGAAAGACAUUAAGCGCCGUUACCGCCACUACAUCAGCGACUACACUGACGGCCUGAACACUCAGGUCCUGGCGGCCGUCAUCUUCAUCUACUUCGCCGCCCUGUCGCCCGCCAUCACCUUCGGAGGACUUUUAGCUGACAAAACAGAGAGGAUGAUGGGCGUGUCUGAGCUGAUGAUCUCCACCAGCAUCCAGGGCGUCAUCUUCUGCAUCAUCGCCGCCCAGCCCGUUCUCGUCCUCGGCUUCUCCGGACCGCUGCUGCUCUUCGAGGAGGCCUUCUUCAGCUUCUGCAAGUCCCAGGAAAUCGAGUACAUCGUGGGCCGGAUCUGGGUGGGUAUUUGGCUGGUGGUGAUCGUGGUCAUCAUCGUGGCCGUGGAAGGGAGCUUCCUGGUCCGCUUCAUCUCCCGCUUCACCCAGGAAAUCUUCUCCAUCCUCAUCUCUCUCAUCUUCAUCUAUGAGACAUUCAAUAAGCUCAUUAAGAUCUUUAAGGCCCACCCCUUGAUUCUCAACUACAAACCUCUCAACACCUCAAACCCCUUCUACCAUGAGGUCACCAAUAACACCGUCAACAACACCAGCAAUGGGACAAUCGCCGUGGCGUUGGAGCGGCCGGCCUAUCCUAACACCGCCCUGCUGUCCAUGUGCCUCAUGCUGGGCUGCUUCUUCAUUGCCUAUUUCCUGCGACAGUUCAAGAAUGGCACUUACCUGCCCGGCCCGCUGCGACGCAUGAUUGGAGAUUUUGGUGUCCCCAUCGCCAUUUUUAUCAUGAUAGCUGUGGACAUCAGCAUUGAGGACACUUUCACUCAGAAACUUUCUGUGCCAAAAGGUGUCCAAGUGACCAACCCCUUGGCCAGAGGCUGGUUCAUCAACCCGAUGGGGGAAAAGAAGCCUUUCCCAGUUUGGAUGAUGGCCGCCUCCUGCGUACCGGCGCUGCUCGUCUUCAUCCUCAUUUUCCUGGAGUCCCAGAUCACCACGCUGAUCGUCAGCAAACCGGAGAGGAAGAUGAUAAAAGGGUCCGGCUUCCAUUUCGAUCUGCUCCUCCUGGUCACCAUGGGUGGCAUCUCCUCCAUAUUUGGGGUGCCCUGGCUGAGUGCCGCCACCGUGCGCUCCGUCACCCACGCCAACGCGCUCACCGUCAUGUCCAAGGGCCCCAAACCGGAGAUAGAAAAGGUGGUGGAGCAGAGGAUCAGCGGCAUUCUCGUGGCCAUCUUGGUCGGUGUGUCUAUCUACAUGGAGCCACUCCUGAAGAUGAUCCCCAUGACGGCUUUGUUUGGCAUCUUCCUCUACAUGGGGGUCACGUCCCUGAGUGGGAUCCAAAUGUGGGAUCGGAUUCUUCUCUUGAUUACGCCCAAGAAGUAUUACCCACCGGACGCCUACGCCACCAGGGUGUCCAGCAUGCGGAUGCACCUGUUCACGCUGAUCCAGCUGGUGUGUCUGGCCGUCCUCUGGGUGGUGAAGAUCAGCCCCUUCUCCCUGGCGCUGCCCUUCAUCCUCCUCCUCACCGUGCCCCUGCGCAUGGUCAUGACCGGCACACUCUUCUCUACUUUGGAAAUGAAAUGCCUGGAUGCGGAUGAUGCAAAGGUGAAAAUUGAGGAAGAUGUCGGUGAGGACGUGUACAAUGAGUCUCCAUUGCCGUGAAGAAAAAAAAAGUUUGGGUUUUAAGGUGAAUUCUAUGGUAUCGAUUAUUCAAAAAAUAAUAAUAUUGGAUAUCUUCAAAAACAAUGUUUACUUAUCUGUUUAUUUUGAAAUGUUGCAAUCACUAUCUAUCCCUUUAGCCUAAUGAUUAAGUUCAAAUGAAGUUAUCUCACAUUAUUCUCCAGUUCCAAGCUUUCAGGUAGUGUUAGUUUUGUGAUCGUGUUCUUCUUUAUAUUAGAUCUUUGAAAUGUGAGGUAAAAUAACUUGAACGCAUCCUUUCUGUCAGGUUUUCAUGUUGUGUGAACAAAUGAUCAGCGUAUUUUCAUUCCCUUGCAAAAAGAUGUUUGCCUUCUGUGAGUUUUAAAAGGUGUUUCCUCUAUCUAGUUGAGUAUAGUAUGAAGAUAUAUUCCGUUAUAUCUGAUUUUAAUUCAUGCUUUUGAGCCGUAUUUGGAAGAUUGUGUGUGUGUGUCAAUGCUUUUCAUGAGACUCAGUGGUGAAAUAAUAAGAUUUACCUGGUGCUGCCUAUUUAAAAACAAUAAAACAUUUAUACAACUUUGUUUAGUAAUGUCUGUGCAAAAUAGUAUUGUAUAUGCUUAGGAUUUUACAACAAAAUAAAACCC
This is a messenger RNA of Entelurus aequoreus (snake pipefish), 3830 nucleotides long. It is a transcript of the gene slc4a1a, whose product is annotated as solute carrier family 4 member 1a (Diego blood group). Gene Ontology annotation, molecular function: monoatomic anion transmembrane transporter activity; solute:inorganic anion antiporter activity; bicarbonate transmembrane transporter activity. Gene Ontology annotation, cellular component: basolateral plasma membrane; plasma membrane. The record is from RefSeq and is a predicted model, not a curated record. The transcript is spliced from 22 exons. The coding region runs from base 469 to 3213 and encodes 914 amino acids. Gene Ontology annotation, biological process: regulation of intracellular pH; transmembrane transport; bicarbonate transport. NCBI's taxonomy places the organism in Eukaryota, Metazoa, Chordata, Actinopteri, Syngnathiformes, Syngnathidae.